AUGUCCUUCCUUGGCUUCGGCCGCCCCCAACCCACCUCGGCCGAGAAGAUCGCGGCUGUCGAGAACGAGCUCAAGGUGAUUGCCGAGAUGCACAGCCGCAUGCUCAAGGUCUGCUCGGCCAAGUGCAUCGACAAGACGUACCGCGAGGGCGAGCUGUCCAAGGGCGAGGCCGUCUGCCUGGACCGGUGCUCGGCCAAGUUCUUCGAGGCGCACACGGCCAUCUCGGAGCAGCUACAGAAGGAGGGCGCCGCCCGCGGCUUCGGCGCAGGCAUGUAA
Molecule: messenger RNA, 276 nt
Organism: Thermothelomyces thermophilus ATCC 42464
Lineage: Eukaryota; Fungi; Ascomycota; Sordariomycetes; Sordariales; Chaetomiaceae
Exons: 2
Coding region: 1-276 (91 amino acids)
Biological process (GO): protein insertion into mitochondrial inner membrane
Cellular component (GO): mitochondrial inner membrane
Source: RefSeq, a predicted model, not a curated record